AUGCCCUUUGGGGAUCUUCAGCUCCUGCUUCUGUUUCCUGGACCAAUUGUUGCUGAAAUCUCCAAACACCUUCACUCCCAUCACCUCCUUCUUAUCCUUUUUCGGCGCGCUAGACGUCAGAUAUCUGAUGAUGCUGAGCAGAAAGGAGAGAAACCUCCAGAGAUCUCAGAUGCUCCUAAAGGUAACACCAGCUCCCAGGCAGAGAACGUGAAGCUGAGUGCUUUGCAGAAAAAGCUGGAAGUUGAGCUGAAGGUGAAGCAUGGAGCAGAGAAUAUGAUCAGAGCAUAUUCAAAUGAUAUUUCCAAAAAUGUUGCACAUCUUGCUGCUGUCCAGGAAAAACUUCAAAACUGUGAGAAAAACAUAGACAGUCUGCGCAUUCUAAUCAGUUCUCUAAUUAAAGAAGAAACAUUGUUACCAGCUCCGGAGACGGACAUUAAUACUGCUGCUCCUUCGCUGUUGGUGACAGACACACAGGAGCCAGAGUCAGCUGGCGAUUUUGAAAUCAUUUCUUUAACACUGGAUGUGGAACUUGACUUAGAGGCGCCUCCUGCUUCAAGUCAAAACGUUUUACAUGUCGUUCAGCGUGAGAUUUCAGCUUAUACUGCGAUACAGAAUAUACUGGCUCAGCGCGCUAGACGCCAGAUAUCUGAUAAUGCUGAUCAGAAAGGAGAGAAACUUCCAGAAGAAACAUCGUUACCAGCUCCGGAGGCGGACAUUAAUACAGUUGCUCCUUCGCUUUUGGUGACAGACACACAGGAGCCAGAGCUGGCUGGCGAUAUUCCAAUCUUCCCCAAGGAACCAAUUAUACUACCGGAUGUGGAACAUGACUUAAAGGCGCUUCCUGCUCCAAGUCAGGCAUGUUUAAUAGGAUUUCAGCAUGAGAUUUCAGUGUGUAUUGAGGUCCCGGAUAUGUUGGGUCAGGAUUUCGGAGACCACGAAUAUACUGGUGGUAUUACAAACCCAACACCAGACGUAAUAAAUGAGUCUGAUAGAACAGAUUCCCCUCUACAUAACAGUGACCAUAAAUCUUCCGAAACAUCUGAGGACUUAUGUAUUCGGCUCCGGCUUCCUCUCAGCAUGCAGGACUUCCAGUUCCGCUCUGUGUUGGGUAGAGGGGGCUUCGGAAAAGUUCUGCUGGCAAAGUACAAGAAUACAGAUAAUAUGUAUGCCCUGAAAGUUAUAAGAAAAGGAGAAUUAGAGACAUACCCUGCGCUCAAUAGCCUUCUGUCUGAGAAGCGGAUAUUUCAAAUUGUGACCAAAAGGCAUCACCCAUUUUUAAUUAGCUUGUUUGGGUGUUUCCACACUCGAGAUCACGCCUGUUUCGCAAUGGAAUACGCUGCUGGGGGCGACCUAGGAGCAAACCUCAAGAACAACCAGAGUCCUUUUCCAGAACCCAGAGCUAUAUUUUAUUCUGCAUGUGUCGUCCUGGGACUGGAGUUCUUACAUGAACAGAAAAUCAUCCACAGAGACCUAAAAUUAGAAAAUAUUGUACUAGAUGAAAAGGGAUUUGCAAAAAUUACCGACUAUGGUCUUUGUAAAAAAGGAAUCGGAUACGGAGACACAACAAAGUCUCUUUGCGGAACACCAGAUUACUCAGCUCCUGAAAUCUUAAAGUACAAGCCAUACACAAGAGCUGUAGACUGGUGGAGUCUUGGAGUAGUCAUUUAUGUAAUGCUAUCUGGAGAGUUCCCUUUUGUAGGCCGUGAUGAAGAGAAGCUGUCUGCUACUAUCACCAGAGGAAAGUUCAAAUAUCCAAAGUCUCUGUCCAGAAACGCCAAAUCCAUAAUAGGCCAGCUUCUCACUAAAAAAUUAAAGGCACGACUUGGAGCCAGUGAGAAAGGCGCACAAGAUGUUAAAGAGCACCAUUUUUUCGAACACAUAGAUUGGGCUGCAUUGUUAUUACAGAAUGUGACGCCUCCAUUUGUGCCAGCCAUUAAAGGAACUGAAGAUGUCAGCUAUUUUAGUAACAUGUUCACCAAAGAAGAUCCUGUUUUAACUCCUACAGAAGGGCGACCUGCAAUAACGUCCUUUGAGGUGGUGGCAUUUCAGGAUUUUAAUUGGAGGGCUGACUGGAGUUAAUUUCAGACAUUGUGUACAGGGCCUCUGAAGUACUUCACCGUAUAGACCUGCGGGGGGAUGGCUAGCAGGUGUUGGAGUUGUGGGGAGGAAGUCGGCACGGGUCUCCAUAUUUGGUGGACAUGCCCUAUUAUUGAAGUCUGAUUCAUUCAAAAAUAACAGAAAUAAUUGACACUGACCUUCCAUUCCAGCCCCCUACCAAUGCUAUUUCACCACACGAAAGCUCCAUUGUCCCCAAAAAUUUUU
Messenger RNA from Pelobates fuscus (common spadefoot toad), 2322 nucleotides. Its product is annotated as serine/threonine-protein kinase N2-like. Gene Ontology annotation, cellular component: cytoplasm; nucleus. The transcript is spliced from 19 exons. Gene Ontology annotation, molecular function: protein serine/threonine kinase activity; ATP binding. Bases 1 to 2079 code for a protein of 692 amino acids. The record is from RefSeq and is a predicted model, not a curated record. NCBI's taxonomy places the organism in Eukaryota, Metazoa, Chordata, Amphibia, Anura, Pelobatidae. Gene Ontology annotation, biological process: protein phosphorylation; signal transduction.